Eremomyces bilateralis CBS 781.70 is the source of this 1049-nucleotide messenger RNA. RefSeq lists its product as uncharacterized. The record is from RefSeq and is a predicted model, not a curated record. NCBI's taxonomy places the organism in Eukaryota, Fungi, Ascomycota, Dothideomycetes, Eremomycetales, Eremomycetaceae. The transcript has 2 exons. Bases 1 to 573 code for a protein of 190 amino acids.
AUGGGUGCUACCAUUUCCAAUAUCUCCUCCGUCCCCUACUACGUCCUAGGGCUUUCGGAGAUCCUCUCAGGAAUCGAGCAAGAAACCUUCGAGAUGCCGGACGAAUGUCCCACCCUGACCACCGUCGAUACGCCGUUAACUGAGUCAAGCAUGGCUCUAGUGCCUGAAAUCGAGCAACAAGACACAUUCUCUGUUCUUUCGCCCGCGAAGAUGGGCGAAAGGCUGCCAAUUAUCGUUGAGGAGCACGAAAUCAACCCAGCGCUUUUGGACGAACCGACAGAAGAAAAGGAACGGUAUUUUGAUCCGGAGUCCUGUGAAGAGGAAUGUGAAUGUGAUCUCAAUUCGCAGAUAUAUGAGUUGGAAGGGGAUUCUAGGGAGGAGGUGGACGAGGACGGAGAAGAGGAUUUCGAGAGCCCGGCCUCACCAAAUACACAACGGGAGUUGGCCGAUCAGGCAGCCGCCGCAAUGGAUGCAGAACCCGAUAUGGAACCCCAAGUCUCGCUGUGCGAACUACUCGAGGACCGAUUCACCGAGCUCGAAGCGCUUCGACGCGCGCUGAAAGUCCAGAAAUGAGUGGACUCCGCCCUAACCGGCGACGGCAAGCUCAAAGCCACUCUAGCGUCGCACGUUGUGGCGGAAGUGGAGAAUAAACUGACGAUGCUGGGAAUCUAUCGAUUCUUGUACAGUAGUAGCAAUUUCUCCCAGAACUUCUGUAUUAGUCUGCUGGACUUGACGGCCCCGAAACGUCGAGCAAGAAGGUGGCGCUGGAUUUCGGAUUUGCGGAAUUGCUUACGUGUGCGGAGUAAAAUUCCAAGGGAGGAAAGGGGGUUAAUCUACUGCUUGUCACUGGUUUAAUGAUUUCAGGUCACUACCCUAGAUUUUCGCGAUGAAUCCUACACAGAGAAUAUGAAGUACUGCAAUGGUUCGUAUCUCAUUAUCACUCCUGCAUUCUCCGCACUGCCCUCAACGUCGAAAAGCAUCUCAUCCCCCUACACACCAGAUCGCAUCAUGUACUCAUUCCCAGCAUACCAAUUCCCCCUCCCCUCCGG